CAGAGCGCGAGUGUGUGAACAGUAUUUCGCGGGAGAGCAGCUAGCCGCUGUCUGUUGUCAACACGGGCUUUAACGUCUACUAACUUUAUAACACGAUGAGUUUAUGGGUGGACAAAUAUCGUCCGACCUCCCUCGGGAAACUGGACUUUCAUAAAGAGCAAGCGACUCAGCUGAAAAACCUGGUCCAAUGUGGCGACUUCCCACACUUGCUGGUGUACGGUCCGUCUGGUGCCGGGAAGAAGACCCGCAUCAUGUGUCUGCUGAGGGAGUUGUAUGGAGCAGGAGUGGAGAAGCUUCGCAUAGAGCACCAGACCAUCGUGGCUCCCUCAAAGAAGAAAAUUGAGAUCAACACAAUAGCCAGCAACUAUCACUUGGAAGUCAACCCAAGUGAUGCAGGAAACCAGGACCGUGUGGUGAUUCAAGAGCUGAUUAAAACUGUGGCUCAGUCCCAGCAAAUCCAGUCAAGCACCCAGAGAGAGUUCAAAGUGGUGUUGCUAACAGAGGUGGACAGACUCACAAAGGAUGCCCAGCAUGCUUUGCGUCGUACAAUGGAAAAGUACAUGGCUACCUGCCGUCUCAUCCUCUGCUCUACCUCCACCUCCAAAGUCAUUGGACCGAUUCGGAGCCGUUGUCUGGCUGUCAGAGUUCCACUGCCGAGCACAGAAGAGGUCUGUAGUGUUCUCACAUCCGUCUGUAAAAAGGAGGGUCUGCUUCUCCCUCCUGAGCUGGCCAAACAGAUCAGUGAGAAAUCUGGUCGCAACCUCCGCAAAGCCCUUUUGAUGUGCGAGGCCUGCAGAGUGCAGCAGUAUCCGUUCUCAGUGGACCAAGACGUCCCAGAGACGGACUGGGUAGUCUACCUCAGAGAAACAGCUAAUGCCAUCGUCAGCCAGCAGACACCUCAGAGGUUGUUGGAGGUUCGGGCCAGACUGUACGAGCUGCUGACUCACUGUGUUCCUCCUGACGUUAUCAUGAAGGGUUUGGUGAAAGAACUGCUGAGUAACUGUGAUGGCCAGUUGAAGACGGAGGUUGCCCACAUGGCAGCCUACUAUGAACACAGACUACAGCUGGGCAACAAAGCUAUCUACCAUCUAGAGGCUUUCAUCGCGAAGUUCAUGGCCAUCUACAAGAAGUUCAUGGAGGACGGUCUGGAUGCCAUGAUGUUUUGACUUUGAAUGGACUAAAAUACCUGUUUCUCUUGACAGGAAAUCAAAAGCACUCAUUUAUUUCAUGGUAGCUCUCUUGUUUUUUUUUUUUGUCCCAACAUGACUUUUAGUGGACUUGAGACAGAUUUACAUGUGUAUUCUUUCAGAUGUUGUUGUGACAUCGACACAACUCAUCUCAAAAUGAGUCUCACAGUGAUUGUCGCCUAAAACCUCAGCACUGUACACAUGUAUGUAAACUUUGAACCGUUGCUCUAGUAGUGUAAAAUAUAAGAAAGGUGAUGUAAAAUACCGAACAGAGCCAUUUUGAUAGAGGCAACUAGUGACUUGUAUUAAAAAUAAUCUGCAACAUUUGGAGAUGUUCUCCAAAAAUUCUACAUAAGAACAUUAAAAUAAAUUGCUUUGUUUUUCAA
Amphiprion ocellaris (clown anemonefish) is the source of this 1573-nucleotide messenger RNA. RefSeq names its product replication factor C (activator 1) 3 (gene rfc3). Gene Ontology annotation, cellular component: DNA replication factor C complex; nucleus. NCBI's taxonomy places the organism in Eukaryota, Metazoa, Chordata, Actinopteri, Pomacentridae. The transcript has 9 exons. Gene Ontology annotation, biological process: DNA repair; DNA-templated DNA replication. The record is from RefSeq and is a predicted model, not a curated record. Gene Ontology annotation, molecular function: ATP hydrolysis activity; DNA binding; DNA clamp loader activity. The coding region runs from base 96 to 1166 and encodes 356 amino acids.